GAAGAACCGAAAACAAAUAGCGACGGUUCAUUUUCUCUUUGAUUUUGUGUCUGAUUGUUAUCUAUCAAGAUAUCGAGAUGGUUCGCUUUUGAGUAGGUGGUCCCGUCACCCUCGUGACGUUUGAGCGAAAGGAAAGAAAGGCGACUCUUCACUUUUCUAUCUCUAUUCUCAGCUGUCUCUGGCCCUUGAGCAUUAUAGACAUGCGGCGGGCUAGAGCGGCACCACUGCCCCGCUUGGUCGACGUGCUUGGUGCGGGGCGAAGCUUUAUUCCCGGAAGUGACGUUCAGGAAAAAGUCUCUUGGCGGAACGAAAGAGCAGGAACCGGAAGUUCGGGGCGUCGUCGCCCUAGCAACGCCGUAGGGACGCUGUCUCCAGCGAAGCGGCCGCUGCCAUGGCGGAACCGGCGCCGCCCUUGACGCCCACCCCGACCACGACCCCGACGCCGGUGGCCCGGCAGAGCAGCGCCCCCAGCCCCGCCCGGGCCUACCACCUGCGCCCGGCCUUCCACCACAGGUUCCGUUCUUCCAUGGUGAAAGAUUGCAUCCACGAAAUCCUGAAGGAAGAGCUGGCCAAUGUGCAGUACAACCCGGAGGAGAUCGGAGGCCGAACCAAAGUCUUAUCCGAGCUGAUCCGCGACAGACUAAAAGGUCUUUCGAUCCGCCUGCAUUUGCACACCGGGGACCUUCUCCCCGCCAACCGAGCGUUAACGUCGUCCUGGGCUGAGGGCUGCUGUGAUUUUUUUUAAUCCUAAUUAAUUUUUCUUGGCGCUCUUUUUUUCAGAGAAAGGAUUGCACCGAUACAAAAUACUGGUGCAAGUUGUGAUCGGGGAACAGAGAGGCGAGGGGGUGAAGUGAGUUUGUCUUCAGUUAAAAUUAGGGCUCUCCUUUUGGGUUCUUCAGUCAUACUGGUUACAUUACAGGCAGUCCUUGACUUACAACAGUUAGUUUGUUUAGUGACUGUUUGAAGUUACAACGGCACUGAAAAAAGGGUCUUAGGACCGUUUUGCACCCUUACGACCGUUGCAAUCUCCCCGUGGUCAGGCGAUCAAAAUUAUGACGGUCGCAGCAUCCUCCAGGGUCAUGUGAUCCCCUUUGGCGACCUUCUGACGAGCAAAAAUCAAUGGGGGAAGCCAGAUUCACUUAACAACUAACAGGAUUCACAAGCGUAGUGAGAAAGGUCUUAAAGUGGGGAGAACUCACUUAGCCACUGUCUUUCUUAGCAACAGAAAUGUUGAGCUCAGUUGUUAUAAGUUGAGGACUACCUAUAUAUAGUUCUUCUCCGUAGAACAGUGGUUCUCAACCUUUUUAAUGCCGCGACCCCCAAACGGCCGUAAG
Crotalus tigris (Tiger rattlesnake) is the source of this 1334-nucleotide messenger RNA. RefSeq names its product dynein light chain Tctex-type protein 2B-like. Bases 392 to 745 code for a protein of 117 amino acids. Lineage: Eukaryota; Metazoa; Chordata; Lepidosauria; Squamata; Viperidae. Gene Ontology annotation, biological process: microtubule-based movement. Gene Ontology annotation, molecular function: dynein intermediate chain binding. Gene Ontology annotation, cellular component: cytoplasmic dynein complex; cytoplasm. The record is from RefSeq and is a predicted model, not a curated record. The transcript is spliced from 3 exons.